Messenger RNA from Purpureocillium takamizusanense, 1446 nucleotides. RefSeq names its product cross-pathway control WD-repeat protein cpc2 (gene cpc2). Gene Ontology annotation, biological process: rescue of stalled cytosolic ribosome; positive regulation of protein phosphorylation. The transcript is spliced from 5 exons. The record is from RefSeq and is a predicted model, not a curated record. Gene Ontology annotation, cellular component: cytosol; nucleus. Gene Ontology annotation, molecular function: translation regulator activity; ribosome binding; protein kinase C binding. Bases 171 to 1121 code for a protein of 316 amino acids. Lineage: Eukaryota; Fungi; Ascomycota; Sordariomycetes; Hypocreales; Ophiocordycipitaceae.
GCCGAGCCAGCCAGCGCUCAAGACCACUGUAGCCCGACCCAUUGUGUGCGCCGCACCCCCCAAAGGUUUUGCAGACGAGCCCGCCGACGCCUUCUCUCGAUUUUCCUUUUCCUCUUCUUCCGCACCGCACCGUUCGACCUCCCGCAGCAUCGCCUCCGUCAACCGUCGCCAUGGCUGAACAAUUGAUCCUCAAGGGCACUCUCGAGGGCCACAAUGGCUGGGUCACCAGCUUGGCUACCUCCAUGGAGAACCCCAACAUGCUCCUGUCCGCUUCGCGUGACAAGACCCUCAUCAUCUGGAACCUCACUCGCGAUGAGACCCAGUACGGCUACCCCAAGCGAUCGCUGAAGGGCCACUCCCACAUCGUCUCGGACUGCGUCAUCUCCUCUGACGGCGCCUAUGCCCUGUCCGCCUCGUGGGACAAGACUCUCCGCCUCUGGGAGCUCGCCACCGGCACCACCACCCGCCGCUUUGUCGGCCACACCAACGACGUCCUGUCCGUCUCCUUCUCCGCCGACAACCGCCAGAUCGUCUCCGGCUCGCGCGACCGCACCAUCAAGCUGUGGAACACCCUCGGCGACUGCAAGUUCACCAUCACCGACAAGGGCCACACCGAGUGGGUUUCUUGCGUCCGCUUCAGCCCCAACCCCCAAAACCCCGUCAUUGUCUCCUCUGGCUGGGACAAGCUCGUCAAGGUCUGGGAGCUCUCCACCUGCAAGCUGCAGACCGACCACAUCGGCCACACCGGCUACAUCAACACCGUCACCAUCUCCCCCGAUGGCUCGCUUUGCGCCUCCGGUGGCAAGGACGGCACCACGAUGCUUUGGGAUCUUAACGAGUCCAAGCACCUGUACUCUCUCAACGCCAACGACGAGAUCCACGCCCUCGUCUUCUCUCCCAACCGGUACUGGCUCUGCGCCGCCACCGCCAGCAGCAUCAUCAUCUUCGACCUCGAGAAGAAGUCCAAGGUCGACGAGCUCAAGCCCGAGUUCACCUCGGUCGGCAAGAAGAGCCGGGAGCCCGAGUGCGUCUCCCUCGCCUGGUCCGCCGACGGCCAGACCCUCUUCGCUGGUUACACCGACAACAUCAUCCGCGCCUGGGGCGUCAUGUCGCGGGCAUAAACGCCUUCUUGGCUUUCUGCGCGCACGGAUCAGCGGUGUCACGGUAAUGGGCAGGCUGUGGUAGACGGGAGCGAGAGCAGCAGCAGCAGCAGCAGCAGUGGAUGAGCGGCGGGCCUCGAGAGGGGUUCGAGCUGUUGUGGAAGAUGGUAGAUCAUUGGUGGGGCGUCAUAUGGCUGGCUUCCUCGUUAGGUCUUUAUUGAUGCGAAGGACACGGGGGGCACAAAACACAUCUGACGAGGCAUGACGCAUUGCUGGCUAGGCAGCCUCUGAAGGCAAAAACUGGGCAUCAUGCUUUGUUCUUCCAAUAAAGAACUCGACAUUCACA